GUCCAUCUGCAGCUCUUACUGCGUCCCCGACGCCCUACCAUACCACUGUGUCAUCCCUCUUGAUUGACGCAGCUUCUCCAAUCUUCCAGGGUCAUGCAUUGAGCUGCAGUAACCCAGUGAAUGCUCUUUCUACUACCCUCUCCAUUGAACGCGUCCCUUUAAGUGUUACCAUAUUCGCUACGCCUCUCUUUUCCUGGCUCGACCCCCCGCGUCCCCGUGAAACAUGGAAGAAGGCGCGUCUUCUCGUCCGACAGAUACCCCCGAAGGCUCUGCCGGCGGUGAUGAUCACAAUGCCGCCUCGAGUGCCGCGAAGAACCCGGCCUUGAAGGAUCGGAAGUGCCAGUAUUGCCAUCAAGCGUUCACCUCUUCGUCCCUCGGUCGCCAUCUGGAUCAGUUCCUUUUCAAGAAGAAACCAGACGGUAUUCAUGAUGUCGAGGAAAUCCGGCGCAUUCGGAGCGGUAUCACUCGCCGACAGGCCCGUACCUCGUCUGGCAGACGCGAUACUCCCGAGAGAACAACAGGAAAAGGCCAGCAGGACUCCUACACGCCUGGCGAUUCGGGGUCAAAGUCACGCGAUGGCGCGUAUAGGAUGAUGUUCAACACGCCUACGUGGCAUGCGACCGGUGUGAUCAAUGAUAUUCCCAAUCCUAGCCAGUCACAGGAUACUAGCUCGUCUCAUUCGCGCAUUGCGCCCUCGCAAUCACGCACUGGGCCGCUCCCUUUUCCGGAUAGAGGUGGCUCGAAUAACCCGGAUACUAUGAGGGCAUUGGAGCUGGCUCUGCGCGAAGUCCUGGAUAAUAUCAAGGCUGCAACUUCCAGAAUGCGUCCCAGACUCUCCCCGUUCGAUUUCGACAUCCAGGCGCAAACCUUCCCUUCCCUCUGUCUGCAGUUGCUGCCUCCCCCUCCUAGUCUAUUCGCAGCAAGCCCGUUCCCGUCUCCGUCAUCAUUCCCACUCCAGCCGCCGGGAGUGGAACAUCUGGACAUUGUCCGGCAAGCGCUUCGCGCGAAGAUUGAUCAAUGGCAGUCGGAUCAGCGCACGGCCGAGUCCAACAACAACUCUCAAUCAGGGAGACCAAGCUUAGGUCUAGACUCAAGUAUGAUCAGCCGGAGCGCGCAGCAGCAUGAAGACCUAAGUCUGCGGCACUUGGAGCUGGCAUUCAAGCAUUGGGCCUCACUGCCGACAGAUGCAAGGAGAGACGCAUGGCAGCUCGAGAUCACGCGCGCAUUCGCAAGGGAAAUGGAAAAACGAAAGUCGCUAGAUGACCAGCUCGCGCGCGUCCAACAGGAGGCAAACCAACUUCGUGCCCAGGUAGAAAGACUAGGCUCCUGCCAAUGGCCCAGGGAAUUCGCGAUCUUCCCCCCGGACACGCUCCCGCUCCCACGAGACGUCGCCCGAGAACUUGACACUAAGGAGAGCCAAAUCAGCCCUACGGCCUCUCGCUGGGACUACGACAAUGUGGUUGCGAAAUGGAAACGAGUCGUCAUGCACGACAGAGGCAUGGGCCGCGUCGGAAUUGGCUACGCCAACAGCAUGCAGGAUGAAUAUCGCAGCGCAGAACCCAGACACCCACCCACCACCACCGCACCCGCAACCACCAGCGAUGACCCUACCCGCUCUAGGAUGUUGAACCCCCCCUCGGCACUGAGCCCCGGCCCUUCCCCCUCAAACACAAGUGGUGGACCCUCCGCGCCUCCAAGCCAGCAGACCUCGCCCUAUAUGCACCAACAUGACAGCACCCGGAGUCCCGAUGAGGGCCCGCAAGCUAAACGGCCUCGCCUGAUGAACGGCCACCACAUCGAGAACCCUCCGCACGCUCCUGACGGCGCACCUGCUCCUACUGGCCCUACUUCCUCCUCUACUACUGCUACCACGACAACGGCUACAAACCAGGGACCCGCUCCCGCUCCUCCCUCCACUACUUCCUGGACUAGCACUAGUGCUCAACCAUCCGGUAUACCCUCAAACCCGGCCAACCCUGCAGGUCCCACGCCUCCGCCGUCUUGCUCCGGGUAAGAACUGUCAUUGGGGUCCAACUGGACAUAUCACAUCCUCUUUGGAGUCAGCUCCAGAGUAUGAGUAUAGCCCGUAAACAAAGAGGAGCGAGUACCGCCAUGUGUGCGCGUGUUCAUUCGAUCAAAUGUGUCGCUGUUACAUACGAUCUUGGAGAUCUACCAAGCUAGCUACCAAGGGCUCCAAUUUAUUUGUGAAGAUUGGUAUUGAACAACAAUACAAACUUAUGUUCCAUACAAGCUUUUGGGAGGAGAGAGAGAGGGAAAGAGAAAGAGAGAGAGGCCCUACCGUACACUCUCUGCUGGAUGUAAAUAUCCAAAAUGGCAUCACCGCUGCAUGUUCACUUUUCUCCAUCUAUUGCAAAAAG
Messenger RNA from Aspergillus costaricaensis CBS 115574, 2378 nucleotides. RefSeq lists its product as uncharacterized. Lineage: Eukaryota; Fungi; Ascomycota; Eurotiomycetes; Eurotiales; Aspergillaceae. The record is from RefSeq and is a predicted model, not a curated record. The coding region runs from base 224 to 2014 and encodes 596 amino acids. The transcript is spliced from 2 exons.